Molecule: messenger RNA, 902 nt
Organism: Pectinophora gossypiella (pink bollworm)
Lineage: Eukaryota; Metazoa; Arthropoda; Insecta; Lepidoptera; Gelechiidae
Product: protein THEM6-like
Exons: 3
Coding region: 94-684 (196 amino acids)
Source: RefSeq, a predicted model, not a curated record
CGUAGCUGUAGCGUUAGAACAUUAGUUUGCGCGUAUACUUCGAGUAUACGGUGGUUUGUAAUUAUCUCCGGUAUAUUGUAAACAUUAUUUAAAAUGUAUUACUGCAUAGUAGCAACUCUUGUAGCCCUAGCUUACAUGUUUUGGGAUGUAAACUACUUCCUUCGGAUAGCUUUCACCAUAGGAAUUGGAAGACUGUUUCAAAAGAAAUGCGGUGUCAACGAUACAACCACUAUUUACGGAUUUUGCACGACACAAGAUGUGGAUAUUUUUCUGAAGCACAUGAACAAUGCGCGGUACGUUCGGGAGCUGGACUUCGCCAGGUUCCACUUCUAUGACCGGACCGGCAUCUACGACAACAUCAUGGCAGCCAAAGGACACGCCCUACAGGGUGCUUCCAGCAUUCGAUACAGGAGAGUCAUACCUAUCUUCACGGCUUACAAAGUGGAGACAAGGUUGGUGUACUGGGAAGACAAGACGCUCUUCGUUGAACAGAAGUUCGUCACAUUAAAUGACGGAUUCGUUCGUGCUAUCGUCAUGUCCCGUCAGAACUUGAUCGAUGUAGAUGUUGCCACACUCUUUAAGGGUAUCCCUGGAGCCGAUAAGAAGCCUGAAUGCCCUGAAGAGAUCAAACACUGGCUACGGGCUAUCGAAGUGUCUAGCGCUCAACUAAGGAAGAAGGAUUAAAUAGAGUAAAAAAUAUAGUAAAAAAUAUGGGCUAAAAAUUGUGCAGAAACCUGAGUUGUGAGAUCAUAGUUGCGUUGACGAGUACUUAAUUAGUAUAAUCUGAUGUUGUUAUAUCUAUAAAAUCGUUGUAAUUAAAAAUAAUUUUCUUAAAUGAGAAUAAGAUUACCAUAAUUUAUAAUUUAAAUAUUUAUUUUUGCAAUAAAGGUUGCGGUUACUAA